AUACUCUGACAGGUAAUUCAAGUAUUACUCAUUGUCUGUGCAAUCGGGGAACAUAUAAAUUCACUUUGACACUCCAGUGACAGCACAUUGCCUUACUUCUUCUACCUGCAUCACCAUCUGAGCGGAGCUACCCUAAGCUGAGAAAUAUGUCACUCACUUCCAUCCUUUCUGCUGAUGCCAUUGAUAAUGCCAUCAAGGACUGUCAAGCUCCAGACUCCUUCUGUUACAAGAAGUUUUUCCAGCUCUGUGGCUUGAGCUCAAAAACCCCCCAGGAAGUGAAAGAUGUUUUCCGUUGCAUUGACGAUGAUGACAGCGGUUUCAUUGAGGAUGAAGAGCUCAAGUUCUUCCUUCAGAAAUUCAACCCUAGUGCUCGCCUGCUGACCGAGAAAGAAACUCAGACUAUACUGAAUGCCUGCGAUGAUGAUGGCGAUGGGAAGAUUGGUGUAGAUGAGUUCCAGGCCUUGGUUCUGUCUUGAAUUCCCAGCGAGGGCCCUCUUCUGAUCAUGGAGGAUCAUUUAUCUGCUCUGAAAUUAUUUCUGCCUUCUGCUCAGUACCGUUGUGUUUUCAGACCUUCCUCCAUGCUCAUGCUGAAUCAUUUUUAUUUGCCUUUUGAAUACUCAGAUGACUCUCAUGUAGUGAUGAAAUGAAUAAGCAAAGCAAUAAAUGAAUAAAUAUAUUUUAAUUCUGA
This is a messenger RNA of Brienomyrus brachyistius, 688 nucleotides long. RefSeq names its product parvalbumin 9 (gene pvalb9). Lineage: Eukaryota; Metazoa; Chordata; Actinopteri; Osteoglossiformes; Mormyridae. The record is from RefSeq and is a predicted model, not a curated record. Gene Ontology annotation, molecular function: calcium ion binding. Gene Ontology annotation, cellular component: cytoplasm; nucleus. The coding region runs from base 147 to 476 and encodes 109 amino acids. The transcript is spliced from 5 exons.